AUGGAAGUUCUAAAUGCUAUAGGCCUCACUCCAUUAGCCUCGCUCCACAAGGCCGCUUCCUCUUCCUCCUCCCCCGGAAAAAGGGUCGAGGCCAGACGGUCGCUUCUACCCCUCAGGAUCCGUAACCUCGCCGCCCUCUCGUCCGUUCUCGGCGCCGGAGGGCUCACCAGAGCCUUGACCUAUGAGGAAGCGCUAAACCAGACCUUCGGCAGCUUCUCCCCCUUCCCGGACUUCGAUCUCAGCGGGCUCCUCGACGGGAUCGUGAGCUUCGUCACCAACAACCCUCUCGUCGUCGUCGACGCUGGGUUGCCACUGGCGGUGCCGCUCGUUAUUUCUCAGGUGUUGAAUCUGGCGCAGAGCUGGGGGGUGGAGUCCGCCAAGGGGGCCAUCAAUGGCAGAUGGCUUUGGCGGAGCCGGCGAUGA
Zingiber officinale is the source of this 423-nucleotide messenger RNA. Its product is annotated as rhodanese-like domain-containing protein 4, chloroplastic. The record is from RefSeq and is a predicted model, not a curated record. The coding region runs from base 1 to 423 and encodes 140 amino acids. NCBI's taxonomy places the organism in Eukaryota, Viridiplantae, Streptophyta, Magnoliopsida, Zingiberales, Zingiberaceae. The transcript has a single exon.